Messenger RNA from Rhincodon typus (whale shark), 2303 nucleotides. It is a transcript of the gene pxk, whose product is annotated as PX domain containing serine/threonine kinase. Gene Ontology annotation, biological process: endosome to lysosome transport; protein phosphorylation; early endosome to late endosome transport. Gene Ontology annotation, cellular component: early endosome; extrinsic component of endosome membrane; late endosome. Gene Ontology annotation, molecular function: ATP binding; actin binding; protein kinase activity. The transcript has 16 exons. Lineage: Eukaryota; Metazoa; Chordata; Chondrichthyes; Orectolobiformes; Rhincodontidae. The record is from RefSeq and is a predicted model, not a curated record. Bases 208 to 1848 code for a protein of 546 amino acids.
GUUGCAACUGUGCAUCGUGACCUGGCAUCUUUCCAGUGUGCUGUGCCUGUGUUGCAGUGGUUUUCCUCCGGUGUGUGCAGCGCGGCACCAGCGAGCGCCAGAGGUGUCAGCAGCACAGUGGGAGGUGGAGUGUAGGACCCCGCGGUGGCAGUGUGUGCGGUGCCCUCACAUGUUGCCGAGCACCGAGUCUGUCCGCCCGCCCUCGCAAUGGCGUUCAUGGAGAAGAAGAGUCCGGGCAAGGUGCUGCUGGACGAUACGGUGCCGCUGAGCUGUGUGAUUGAAGCCAGCCAGAACCUGCAGUCGCACACGGAAUAUAUUAUUCGUGUACAACGUGGAGUUUCAGCAGAAAACAGUUGGCAGAUCUCGGGCCUGAGCCUACCUCUACCUCCCAAAAAGCUCAUUGGAAAUAUGGAUCCUGAGUUCAUAGCAGAAAGACAAGAAGGACUUCAGAAUUACCUGAAUUUCAUCACAACACAGCAUAUGCUGUCAAACUGUGAACUGGUUAAAAAAUUUCUUGAUCCCACCAACUACUCCUCUAACUACACUGAAAUUGCCUUACAGCAGGUAUCCAUGUUCUUCCGUUCUGAACCUAACUGGGAGGUGGUAGAACCACUGAAGGAAAUAGGUUGGAGAUUAAGAAAACGGCACUUUUUAAUAAAAAGUAAGGAUCGACCCAAAGAACGGCAAGUAUUAAGUUGGGCUGACUUUGGUCCAGAUAUGUUUCUGUCUGAUAAAGAUCUUCAAUCAGCAAUGAAACUUUUACCUUCUUGGUCUCAUCCGUAUAUCUAUCCUGUAACCUUUGCCACAGCGAGUGAUUCUUCAGCACUUGUAAUCCGAAUGUAUAAUGAAAAAGGAACGCUAAGAGAUUAUAUCUGCAAGGCUAAACCAAAAGAUCCUUUUGUGAAGAAAUACUGCAGCCCUAAGAAAAUCCAGGGGCUUGAUCUUCAACAAAUAAAAACUUUUGGGAGACAAAUACUUGAGGUGUUGAAGUUUCUUCAUGAGAAAAGAAUUCCAUAUGGACAUCUUCAUCCUUCGAACGUGAUGCUUGAUGGAGAGACAUGUAAAUUACUGGAUUUAGAAAACUCGUUACUAGGAUUGCCCAGCUACUAUAGAGCUUACUAUACACAGUCCAGGAAAAUCAAUACAACAGAAGCCAUUGAUGUUUAUUCCUUUGGCCAUUUGCUGUAUGAGAUUACAUAUGGAAGGCCGCCAGAUUCCGUGCCAGUGGACAGCUUUCCAUCUGCCCCCUCAUCAGAAAUAGUAUCUGUGUUGCAGUCUAUCCUUUCUGCAGAAGCCUGGAAAACAAGCAUGCCAACAAUUGCCCAGCUGUUGGAGACACCGUUAUUCAGUGAUGUUGUGCUGCUUAAUGCUGAAAAGCCCCAGUUUAAGGUAAGGCUUUUAUACACUUCACUGCAGAGGAGGGUGUUUAAGAGUAUUGGAAAACAAAUUCAUCGGCAUAAGAGGCUCACACGGGCACAAUCUCAUCAUGGAUCAGAGGAAGAGAAGAAGAGGAGGAAGACUUUGGCAAGAAAGAAAUCGAAGCAGUCUGUAACUGAAAAUGAAGCAGAUAUCUCAACUAAAAGCAGCAACUCAAACAAUAUAAACUCUGGCUCUGGUGCUAGUUCUCCUUUAACAUCACCAUCUUCUCCUACUCCUCCUACAACUGGAGUUUCAUUUGUUCCUCCACCACCAGCUGCACCUCCACCUCCAAAGUCUGAGACUGAUCUUCCAUCACAAUCAGUUCCUACUGCUGGUAGAGCAGCCUUACUCAGCUCAAUUCAAAGCUUUAAAAAGGGGCACUUGAAACCUACAGAUACAAAUGACCGCAGUGUCCCUACCAUCAAAUAAUACGACAUGGCUUUGUUACUGGACUGUUUUGAAUACCAAACUUGAAAUCCUGAUUAAGAAAAUAGGCAUGUUGGUGAGUGGAGUUCUGUCCAGGACAAUCAUUCCUUUUCAUGGAUCUGUGUUGCUGCCACUGUGUAAAGAUUUACUUAUGGGUUUGCUGUGCCCCCUUCUGGACAUGGCUAUUUCUGGAGUAGAUUCUUUUUGUCUUUUAGCAGUUGUCAGUAAACUUAACCAGUGCAAAAAUAGCAACCUUUUGUUUUGUAGUAAUCUUAAAAAUAUAGUUUGACCAUAAUCACCUAAUCUUGAAAUUCUGAAGAAAGUGCACUUUAAAAUACAACUGUGUUUUACCUUAAAAGAAACAGCUGUUUCUAUGCAGAAAGAUUUGUGGUAUAUUAUCUGUACAAAUUUUCUUGUAAACAAUGAUUUAAUAUUUUUAUUAAAAUAAUUGUUCACCA